Molecule: messenger RNA, 1350 nt
Organism: Rhinolophus ferrumequinum (greater horseshoe bat)
Lineage: Eukaryota; Metazoa; Chordata; Mammalia; Chiroptera; Rhinolophidae
Gene: NQO2
Product: N-ribosyldihydronicotinamide:quinone reductase 2
Exons: 7
Coding region: 657-1220 (187 amino acids)
Cellular component (GO): cytosol
Molecular function (GO): NAD(P)H dehydrogenase (quinone) activity
Source: RefSeq, a predicted model, not a curated record
GUGGUCCCGCCAGUCGCCGCAAUGCAGUCAACCCAGGCCCGGCUUCACCGCAGGGAGGCGGGGCGGGCGCGGGGCGGGGGCCAGGGCCGGGCCGGUGGGCGCGUUCGAGGAGGGGCAGAGUUGCCGUGCAGCAGGCCGUGGCUGACGCGGGGCUCCUGGGAGGAGCUCCGAGCGGAGCGCUUCCGCCCUCCGGGACCAGGCCGCUGGCCUCUCAAACCCCGGGCAGCCCUGCGGCGCACACAGACUGCGACGCUCCUGCUACUGCCUGGCGUCUGCGCGUGCGCGUCUCCGCGCGGUCGGAACCUGCGCAGGCGUCGUCCAAAGCUUCCGAUCCCGAGGCGCUGGGCCGAGUCCUGCCGCUGCGAACCGCGGGCGUGCGCUGGCGGAGGUUGGGGCGACUGAGGAAAGUGACUACAUCUGAAAGCCUGGGGCUUGCUACACCAAAUACUUCUUUGCCCAGGAUUAACAGCAGACCUUCCUCUUGACAGGAUUCAGAAAAAAAAAAUCACCUUCCAAAAACAUGGCAGUUAGGUAAGAAAGUGCUGAUUGUCUAUGCGCACCAAGAACCCAGGUCUUUCAAUGGAUCCUUGAAGAAAGUGGCUGUGGAUGAACUGAGCAAGCAGGGCUGCACUGUCAUCGUUUCUGAUCUAUACGCCAUGGACUUUGAACCGAGAGCCACAAGGAAAGACAUCACUGGUGCUCUCUCUAAUCCCGAGGUCUUCAGUUAUGGGGUGGAAGCGUAUGAAGCCUUCAAAAAGAGGUCUCUGACCAGUGACAUAAUUGACGAGCAGAAAAAGGUUCAGGAAGCUGAUCUAGUGAUAUUUCAGUUCCCGCUCUACUGGUUCAGCACGCCGGCCAUCCUGAAGGGCUGGAUGGACAGGGUGCUGUGCCAGGGCUUUGCCUUCGACCUCCCAGGAUUCUAUGAUUCCGGUUUUCUCAAGGAUAAAUUGGCCCUCCUUUCGAUAACCACCGGGGGCACGGCUGAAAUGUACUCGAAAACUGGAAUCAGUGGAGAUUUUAGAUACUUCCUGUGGCCCCUCCAGCAUGGUGCAUUGCACUUCUGUGGGUUUAAAGUCCUCGCCCCUCAGAUCAGUUUUGCUCCUGAGUUGGCAUCAGAAGAAGAAAGAAAAGGGAUGGUGGCAUCCUGGGCGCAGAGGCUGAAAACCAUCUGGACAGAAGAGCCCAUCCACUGCACACCUCCUUGGUACUUCGGGCAGUAACACUUUGUUCCAUGUGCACAUCACAUGAGCAAUACACUAGGAGAUGAAGCUGUAAUAAAAUGGAAAUACAACAGAGUUAACUGGAUUUAUUUAAUGAUGCAUUUCACUUCAGGGUUUUAUACAGCCAGAU